AUGCGGGGGACUCCGCCGGGGCCCUGGAUCAAGUCCUUGCGGCGCCUGCGGCGGGUGUGCAGGGUGGUGGUGGUUGACGAGCACAGGACUUCCAAACUGUGCUGCGCCUGUCACGCCACCCUGCACGCCCACCAGUACGUGCGGGUCCGCAACGGCGAGGAGAAGCUGGUGGACGUGUGGGACACGAAGCGGCUGUACGAGGUGCUGGAUGGCCCUGACGGCCCGUACACCAUUUUUGCGCCCACCAACGAGGGCUUUGUGACUUCCCUGACGCCCUUUGAGUCGACCGUGGAGGACUUCCUGACUGGCGGGUCGGAUGAGGCUGCGCACACCGGCGACCACCUCAAGUACCACGUCGUGCGAGGCACCGUGCGCGCCGCGGACCUCUCCCCCGGCCUCGUGCUGAACUCCAUCAUGGACAACGGCGCGGCCUUCACGAUCCAGGAGAGCCGCUACAACGCCGGCCAGUUCUACGCGGUCGGGAACAACACCUACUACGAGCGCGGCAACCGCGGCAAGAUCCUGGAGGCCGACAUUGCCGUCCCCGGCUCCGAGAACAUUGUGCACAUCAUCAACCAGUUCCUCUUCACUGAAGACGAGUAG
Molecule: messenger RNA, 603 nt
Organism: Auxenochlorella protothecoides
Lineage: Eukaryota; Viridiplantae; Chlorophyta; Trebouxiophyceae; Chlorellales; Chlorellaceae
Exons: 4
Coding region: 1-603 (200 amino acids)
Source: RefSeq, a predicted model, not a curated record